AUGGUUCGAGAGAGCGCAAGACUAAAGAAGAAGGCGGCUGACGAAGCUGCUGCUGCGAAUACGACUCCGCAAGUUCUUCUCGUCAAUCCCACUCUCCUAGCAAACUGGCCCGCUCAUCCGACGACGCCAGCAGAGUUCAAUGCAUGGAUGGUCGAAACCAAGGCUGCGCUGCUGAAAUGGCUGAACGAAGCCGCUGCGCAGGCUCGAGAUCCAGAUAUUAAGGAUAAGAUCGACCAUUACGAGAAGGAAGCUAGGGAACGAUGGCAACCAUUCGAAGAGCAGACUGAUGUAGAGACGGGCGAAAUCCACGAUCCAAUACGGCGCGCGGUUAUGGAAGAAGCUGUGAUUGCAGAGAGGAAGAACUGCUCAGAACUACACAAAACACACGAGACAUGGAGGAAAUUUGUUGAGUAUCGGCAUGCGCUACAAGCUUGGGAGGACUUAUUGUACUACCAAAAUGUGUGGAAUAGAAGGUAUUAUGUACCCGGGAAGAUAUACUCAGAAGACCCGAAAGGGAAAAAGGGCCCAGCAUCACUAGAGACAUCCAACGAGAAAGCCAAAGGAGAGGGCGACAAGCCAGGAGAAAAAGCCGCCAAAAAGCCCAAAGCCAAAUCCAAAUCUCAAGACGCCCCCGUGACAGGUACCCCAAAGCAAGAAAGCACGAACCGAACAGAUAUCAAUUUCCACAACCAGCCCUUCGAGGGUAUCUAUAACGGUUGGGUAUGGAACAUAAUCGCCCUGUACCAGCAAGCUCGUCUCGGUUAUCGUAAGCGCAUCCCCGCUGUUGUAGCCCCCCAGGAUGCGCAUCGAUACUCUCAGCCGCCCCGUGGUACCAUACCACAAAACACACCAAGCUAUCAACAUCGGCAUCGCCACCUGGAAGAGCGAUUUCCUCGCAGAAAAAGGCGACAGAUUGAUAUCAACGAGGUCGAAGAACGGUGUCGCAGAAAAGCGGAGCGUAAGCUUGAUAUCCGACUCGAAAGAACCCGUAGGAUGCAACCGAUCACAUGGAGCAUCGACGAAAAAGCCUACGAAAUCAUGAAAGCCGAGAAGGAGAAGGAAUUCAUCAUAAACCUACUGACCACAAAUCUCCUACCCGAAGACCACAAAACCCACCACGGCAGUCUAGAAACAAGUUUCAACUGGCCCACAUCCUUCGACACCCCCGUCUCCACCAUCCUCAAGACCACAAAAACGCGAGACCACGUCUACGAACCUCUCAGCGACCCCGAGCACGACCCCUCCGACCCCAAAAGCAGAAAGAGGUUUCUGGGCUACAAGAAAGACGAAAACGGAGAGCGUAUCAAGAAAAUCGAUAGCCGACCACACUACCAGCGCGAAACAAUCAUGCAAGAAGGACUCGUCUUCGAACACCAAAUGCGCGCGGAUGGCACAGUAAAAGGCCGGGACCGCAACGGCGAAUGGAUUGGAGAUUGGGUACCGGGUCAGAUAGCUACCCCCGUUUGGGUUUACGACGAAGACGGUGAGCGUAUCCGUUUACCACCGCGAUAUGAAUCGAGGAACAGAUUUUCUACUUUCCUGGUCAAGGAAUCUCAUAUUAGGGAGACGCGGCGCCAGCGACAUGAAGAUGCAGAAAGGGAGUAUGAGUUAUCGGAUGAUGAGGAUGAGGGAUGUGUGAAAUCGAAUGCCAACUUUUCGAGAUCGGGGAACCUGAACCCCGAUUUGUUGAGUAACCCUUGGGCUUCGAAUUUUGAUAGUGACGGAGAAGGCGAAGGUGUUGGCCAUCCUGGUGAUAGCGAUGAUGACGAGAGUGACGAUGAUGGAGACUUAUUUGCGGAGUCGUAUAGAGAAUGCUCAGAGAGUCCUGCGACGAGGCAAGCGCGGUUGUUGUUGGAGGAUCUGCGAGAGAGGUUUGGUGUGCUUGAGAGCUGGACUGUGGAAACUGUUAGGGAUUUGCAACGGCAUGGUGAUGAUGGUUCCGUGGUUGUUGGAGAUGAAGAGAUUAUAGAUUGGUAUAAGAGCAACGCGGAGGGGUCGUAG
Alternaria viburni is the source of this 2001-nucleotide messenger RNA. RefSeq lists its product as uncharacterized. The transcript has a single exon. NCBI's taxonomy places the organism in Eukaryota, Fungi, Ascomycota, Dothideomycetes, Pleosporales, Pleosporaceae. The record is from RefSeq and is a predicted model, not a curated record. The coding region runs from base 1 to 2001 and encodes 666 amino acids.